AAUAAUAGAGAGUAAAUAUAUAAUUCAACAUCUCCGAUGAAUUAUAAUUAAUUAAUCUUGUUAAGGAAUUUCCUUUGUUAAAAACGGAAAAAGGAAAACUGGAGUCGGCAUGUGGUAUGCGGAGAUCAUUGGUAUAUUGUACAACAAAUAUGUUCAGGUAGUGAAUUAUAUAAUUUGACGAAUUAAUUAAAAGCCAAACCUGAAUAUGAAAACUAUAUAGCAAACAAAAACGCAAAAAGGAAAUUCUAGCGGUUUAUAUUUCCUUUUCCUAGUAAGAAAACAAAUUCACUCUCUCUAACAAAAGUAGUAUAAAUAUAGGUCAUUACUCACCUUCACAGAUUCAAAUAUUCAAUCCAACAAAGCAUCCUAACACUCGAACAUCUCCAAAAGAUUAGUUUCAGUAUAAUGGUAAUGUCCGAUAAUAGUCCGUUCUCCAUGUCGACCAUGUUCAAUGCUUUACAACAAAUCCACCUUUUAAAUACGCGCUUAAAACGGCUCUUUAACUUAAUGACUAGUUGUGAAGGCGUGGGACAGUUUAAGGAUCUGAUCUCAACGUUUGACCAAAGUCAGCUUCAGAUGAUGGCGUCAAUGCUGACGUCAGACUCCGAGUACUUCAUGGAGGUCGUCAGUAACAAGUACGGGUCGAGACGCGUGCAGAAGCUCCUCGGAGUAUCAGUUGACGUGGACGCGUUCUUCUACGAUGCUAUCUUGCAACGCUUCUUCGACAUCAUGACUGAUAAGUACGCAUCCUACGUGGCGACUCGAGCUGUGGUCGUUUUCGACCAGGUGAAGAAACACGUAAUGUACAAGCACGUUCUCCACUACGCGCUCGACAUAGCGCGUAACCAACACGGCUGCAUCGCGCUUAACGAGGUCAUAAUCGAUACGGAUGAUCCUUUAUACAGGAACCGGCUACUAGACGUAGUCGCGCGCAACGCUCUCUUCCUAAGCAACGAUCCUUCGGGGAACUUUGUGGUGCAACACGUGCUUAAACUGUAUGACUUGCGCUGCACGCACAACGUGGCGGUUAGUCUUCGUGGCCACUGCGUUGAUCUGUCGUUUAAGAAGUACGGAAGCUACAUCGUGGAGAAGCUCUUGGAGGCUGAGGUGUCGAUUGAUGUGGUGGUUGUGGAGCUUUUGAAGUGCGGUGGAAAUAGGUUGAUGAGGCUGGCGAGGAGUGAGUUUGGGAAUUUCGUGGUGCUCAAGGCACUGAAAGUCACGCAGGAGAUGAAUAGGGUUGAUUUGUUUUGGGAUCUGGUGCAGAAGCUGAUGCCUCUUCGCCACCUUUUGCUUAGGUCUCACGGAAGCAACAUUGCAAACAUCUUGGAGUCAUGUUCCAUGGCUAAUAGGUGUUCCAAUUAAAAGUUUUCGAUUGUGUUAUGGUUGAUUAUAGAAUUCUGGUUUAAAGUAGAUUGUGAUUUUUUGUGCAAGGAUCCUGAUUUAAUUCAAAAAAUAGAUUUUUCUCAGUAAAA
Brassica napus (rape) is the source of this 1472-nucleotide messenger RNA. RefSeq names its product pumilio homolog 18-like. The coding region runs from base 406 to 1362 and encodes 318 amino acids. Gene Ontology annotation, biological process: post-transcriptional regulation of gene expression. Lineage: Eukaryota; Viridiplantae; Streptophyta; Magnoliopsida; Brassicales; Brassicaceae. Gene Ontology annotation, cellular component: cytoplasm. The transcript has a single exon. The record is from RefSeq and is a predicted model, not a curated record. Gene Ontology annotation, molecular function: mRNA binding.